AUGGAAGUUGUAAAAAUUGAUAUUAUAUUCGAAGCUUGCUUGCAAGUGCUUAAGAAGGUUAUUAGAGAUUUGCACAUAAGCUUAGAAGUGAAUAUCAAUAAUAAUAGCACUUUAUUACUUUGCGAGCGUCAAUUAUUUACAGUUAGUGACAUUAAAAAAUCAAUGGCGAAUAAUGUUGAUCCUUCAAAAACAGAUACUGCAAAAAUUUCAGGAAGGCUAGUAUCAAGAGGCAUACUGUCAUAUAAAGUAAAGGAGAAAAAAUCUUUUCAUUAUCUUGUAAUUACUUGGGCUGUCAAAACCAAACUGGAGAAAGGAAAGAAUUCAAUAACAGUCACCACAACGAAUAAAAAACCUGAAAGGGAAAGUAAAGAUGAAUUAUAUAAUGAUUUACAUAAAAAGAAGAACAGAAAAUAUGCCGGAGACUACAUUGAUGUUAAUGACCAAUCUUAUCGUAUAUCAGGAGACAUUAAUGACGGGUAA
This is a messenger RNA of Acaulospora morrowiae, 480 nucleotides long. The record is from the annotation of a GenBank genome assembly. NCBI's taxonomy places the organism in Eukaryota, Fungi, Glomeromycota, Glomeromycetes, Diversisporales, Acaulosporaceae.